This is a messenger RNA of Racocetra fulgida, 1380 nucleotides long. NCBI's taxonomy places the organism in Eukaryota, Fungi, Glomeromycota, Glomeromycetes, Diversisporales, Gigasporaceae. The record is from the annotation of a GenBank genome assembly.
AAAAACGAUAUGAUCAGUCAAAAAGAAUGACAAAUUUAAUUACUACCUGGAUAAGUCAAUCUAAUUCUCGUCAACGUUCGGGCAGAGCCGGUCGUGUUCGUAAAGGCGAAUACUAUGUGAUGAUGACACGUGCUCGAUAUCAAAUUCUUGAAGGCUACUCUACUCCCGAGAUGCUGCGAUCUGAUUUGCAAGAGAUUUGUCUGCAUAUUAAAGCACUUGGUCUUCCGGCAACGAUUGGCGACGUUCUUUCACAAGCUAUUCAACCUCCAGAUCAAGCUAGUGUUUUUUGCUGCUCUAGAGAAUUUGAAAAUCUAACUUCUUUAGGGAAGGUGCUGGCUACACUUCCUAUGGAGCCAGGCUUGGAUCCAAUUUUAACAAUUGGCGCAUCUAUGGCUUCAAAGAAUCCAUUUUUGUCUCCGCCUUAUGCUAAAGACCUUGCUGAUGAGAUUAGAUUUUAUUGGUCACAAGGAUUAGCAUGUGAUCACUUUGCGGUUUUAAAUGUUUAUAAAGCUUGGUAUGAAAUUCAUUCAUCAGGUGCUUUACAAGCUGCUAAUAAAUUUUGUUCCGAUAACCUAUUAAGCAGGCCAUGCUUGCAAACUAUUGAACAAAUCAAACUCCAAUUAUUAAGUCUCCUGGAACGUGCUGGAGUUGUGCCAACAUAUUACCCUAAACGGGAUCAUAAUCAUCAUCAUCGUUACUUGGCGUUAGGACCACCAGAGUAUAAUUUGAACUCUAAUUGUAUUCCACUCCUUCGUGCAUUAAUUUGUGCUGGAGUGUAUCCUAACAUUGCAUUAAAGACUUCGAAAAAAACAUUUCGAACUAGACACGAAAAUGCAACCUUCAUUCAUCCAGCUUCUGUGAAUUAUAAAGAGCGAGCAGCAAAAUUAGCAGCGACCAUGAAGAAUAGCCAUAACUUGAAACGAGGCAAUGAAAUUGAUGAAAAUUUAAUUGCGCCUAUAGGCACACUUUAUGCGUAUUCGUCCAAGGUUAAGACUAGUGGGCAACAAGUAUUUCUUAGAAGUACAACACGCAUCGAUCCAUUAUCAACAAUACUCUUCGGUGGUGAAAUUCGAACAAGUAGUCAAUCAAAUAAUUUCUUAAUCGUUGAUGAUUGGUUACAAUUUAUUGGUGAAAAUAGUUCUUUUGCAUUGGUGAAUAAAUUAAAAAUACUUUUAGAUCGGUGUUUAACGCGAAUAUAUGAAAAAUUGGAGGUAACUCAAUUGAAUGGAAACAAUAUGCCUCAACAUACAGCGGAGAAUAAAUCUGAUGAUAUUGAUAAACAGAUUAAAGUAAUUCUUGUUCGGGGAAUUGUUGAAGUCUUGGAGAAUUCAGAUCGUGAUUUAAUCAAAAAACAGCAAAAUGGGAAUUACAACAGAUCAC